AUGCUGAAACCGAUCGGAACAGAACUAGCUAGGAGAGGACACAACGUCACUGUUAUAACUUCAAUAAGAGACAACAACCCUCCUCCCAACUAUCAUCAGGUUGUAGUUGAUGAUACAAAGAUAUGGGACCUACUUGGUAUCGAGAGACCUAAUAUUUUCACUAUGGUGGAUUUAACUACCGAAGAAUUUCACGAUAAAAUUAUAUGGCCUGGCGGAAUUGCUUAUACAGAAAAUGUUUUUAAGUCACAUGAAUUUAUUAACUUUUUAAAGAAAGAUAAUGUUUUUGAUAUAGUUAUAAGUGAACAGUUCUUUCAAGAAGCAUUUUAUGCCCUAGCUUAUAAAUAUAAUGCACCUCUGGUACUUGUCACGACUUUUGGAAAUUGUAUGAAACAUAAUUAUAUUACAAGAAAUCCUCUACAAAUGGCUACAGUUAUGUCAGAAUUAUUAGUUGUAGAAGAUCCCACGAGCUUUUGGGGAAGACUCCGUAAUUUGUUUUUCAGUGUUUAUGAUUAUAUAUUUUGGAGGUAUUGGUAUUUGGAGGAGCAAGAGAAAUUAGUACGAAAAUAUUUACCAGAAUUGACAAGAAAAGUACCUUCACUGUACGAAAUGCAAAAAGAAACUGCCUUGAUGUUGAUUAACAGCCACUUUAGCUAUGACACGCCUGCAGCAAUUUUACCAAAUAUAGUUGAAAUUGGUGGACUUCAUUUUACAAGAAGUAACGUCAGCCUUCCUGAGGAUCUUCAAAAGCUAUUGGACGAAGCACAAGAAGGUGUUGUUUAUGUUAACUUUGGUUCAAAUGUAAGAAGUAUUGAAUUACCGGUAGAAAAGAAAAAUGCAUUUUUAAAUGUAUUUCGACAGUUGAAACAAACUGUGUUGUGGAAAUGGGAAGAUGACGUGUUAGAUGACAAACCGUCCAAUUUGUUUACACGUAAAUGGUUUCCUCAAAAGGAAAUUCUUCAGCAUCCUAACAUAAAACUGUUUGUCUCCCAUGGAGGUUUGAUUGGAAUGCAUGAGGCUAUAAUCAAUGGAGUUCCUGUCGUGGGUGUGCCAAUAUUUGGUGACCAAUUUAACAAUUUAAUGCUAGCUCAAGAAAAGGGCUUCGGCAAACUUUUAACUUACAAUAAUGUUAACGAGAAAACAUUGAGUGCAGCUCUCAAUGAAGUGCUCUAUAAUGCUUCCUACAUUGAAACUGCCAAAGAAGUCUCCCGUAGAUUUCUAGACAGACCUUUAUCUCCUAUGGAUACAGCUAUUUAUUGGCUGGAGUACGUUAUUAGAAAUAAGGGAGCAGAAUAUAUGAAGAAUCCAGCUCGUAGGUUGAGUUGGGUGCAAAUAUGUGUGUUAACAUUGCUCACGUUUUUAACGAAAUUCUCGGAGUCAGCGAACAUACUUUACGUGAUGCCAUAUUCUGUGACAUCUCAUUACAUAAUGCUGAAACCUAUCGGAACAGAACUAGCUCGGAGAGGACACAACGUCACUGUUAUAACUUCAAUAAGAGACAACAACCCUCCUCCCAACUAUCAUCAGAUUGUAGUUAAUAAUACAAAGAUAUGGGACCUACUUGGUAUGGAGCGACCUGUUAUUUUUAGCAUGGUGGAUUUGAGUACAGAAGAAAUGUACAGUAAAAUUGUAUGGCCUGGGUCAAUAGCUUUCACAGAACUUACAUUGAGUUCCAAGGAAUUUAUGACUUUUUUAAAGAAAGAUAAUGCUUUCGAUCUUGUUAUAAGUGAACAGUUAUAUCAUGAAGCGUUGAAUGCUCUGGCUUAUAAAUAUAAUGCACCUCUGGUACUAGUUACGACGUAUGGAAAUUGUAUGAGACACAAUUAUAUAACGAGAAAUCCUUUACAAAUGGCUACAGUUAUGGGAGAACUAUUAGUUGUAAGAGAUCCAACAAGCUUUUGGGGAAGGUUUCGUAAUUUGUAUUUCAAUGUUUAUCACUACAUUGUUUGGAGGUACUGGUUUUUGGAGGAGCAAGAGAAAUUGGUAAGAAAGUAUUUACCAGAAUUGACAGGAAAAGUACCUUCACUGUACGAAAUGCAAAAAGAAACUGCUUUGAUGUUGAUUAACAGCCACUUUAGCUAUGACACGCCUGCAGCAAUUUUACCAAAUAUAGUUGAAAUUGGUGGACUUCAUUUAAUAAAAAGUAAUGACAGCCUUCCUGAGGAUCUUCAAAAGCUCUUGGACGAAGCGCGGGAAGGUGUUGUUUAUGUUAACUUUGGUUCAAAUGUAAGAAGUAUUGAACUGCCGAUACAAAAGAAGAAUGCAUUUUUAAAUGUAUUUCGACAGCUAAAACAAACUGUGUUGUGGAAAUGGGAAGAUGACGUGUUAGAUGACAAACCAUCCAAUUUAUUUACACGUAAAUGGUUUCCUCAAAAGGAAAUUCUCCAACAUCCUAAUAUAAAAGUGUUUGUCUCCCAUGGUGGUUUGAUUGGAAUGCAUGAGGCUAUAAUCAAUGGCGUUCCUGUUGUGGGAGUUCCAAUAUUUGGUGAUCAAUUCAAUAACGUUUUGUUAGCUGAGGAAGCGGGUUUCGGUAAACUCUUAAUGUACCAUGAUAUAAACGAAAAAACAUUGAGUGCAGCUCUCAAUGAAGUGCUCUAUAAUGCUUCCUACAAGGAAACUGCCAAAGAAGUUUCUCGAAGAUUUCUAGACAGACCUUUAUCUCCUAUGGAUACAGCUAUUUAUUGGCUGGAGUACGUUAUUAGAAAUAAGGGAGCAGAAUAUAUGAAGAAUCCUGCUCGUAGGUUGAGUUGGGUUGCCUAUAACAUGCUUGAUGUAUAUUUAUUGAUAGCUUUAAUUUUAAUAGUGGUGCAAAUAUGGGUAUUAACAUUGCUAACGUUUUUAACGAAUUUCUCGGAGUCAGCGAAUAUACUAUACGUGAUGCCAUUCUCUGCGACAUCUCAUUACAUAAUGCUGAAACCUAUCGGAACAGAACUAGCUAGGAGAGGACACAACGUCACUGUUAUAACUUCAACAAGAGAGAACAAUCCUCCCCAAAACUAUCAUCAGGUUGUAGUUAAUAAUACAAAGAUAUGGGACCUACUUGGUAUCGAGCGACCUGUUGUUUUUAGCAUGGUGGAUUUGAGUACAGAAGAAAUGUACAAUAAAAUUGUAUGGCCUGGGUCAAUAGCUUUCACAGAACUUACAUUCAAUUCCAAGGAAUUUAUGACUUUUUUAAAGAAAGAUAAUGCUUUCGAUCUUGUUAUAAGUGAACAGUUUUAUCAUGAAGCGUUGUAUGCUCUGGCUUAUAAAUAUAAUGCACCUCUGGUACUAGUCACAACGUAUGGAAAUUGUAUGAGACAUAAUUAUAUUACAAGAAAUCCUUUACAAAUGGCUACAGUUAUGGGAGAACUAUUAGUUGUAAAAGAUCCAACAAGCUUUUGGGGAAGGUUUCGUAAUUUGUAUUUCAAUGUUUAUCACUACAUUGUUUGGAGGUAUUGGUUUCUGGAGGAGCAAGAGAAAUUGGUAAGAAAAUAUUUACCAGAAUUGACAGGAAAAGUACCUUCACUGUACGAAAUGCAAAAAGAAACUGCUUUGAUGUUGAUUAACAGCCAUUUUAGCUAUGACACGCCUGCAGCAAUUUUACCAAAUAUUGUUGAAAUUGGUGGAGUUCACUUAACAAAAAGUAAUAACAGCCUUCCUGAGGAUCUUCAAAAGCUCUUAGACGAAGCAAGUAACGGUGUUGUAUACGUUAGCUUUGGUUCAAAUGUAAGAAGUAUUGAACUGCCGAUACAAAAGAAGAAUGCAUUUUUAAAUGUAUUUCGACAGCUAAAACAAACUGUGUUGUGGAAAUGGGAAGAUGACGUGUUAGAUGACAAACCAUCCAAUUUAUUUACACGUAAAUGGUUUCCUCAAAAGGAAAUUCUCCAACAUCCUAAUAUAAAAGUGUUUGUCUCCCAUGGUGGUUUAAUUGGAAUGCACGAGGCUAUAAUCAAUGGCGUUCCUGUUGUGGGAGUUCCAAUAUUUGGUGAUCAAUUCAACAACGUUUUGCUAGCUGAGGAAGCGGGUUUCGGUAAACUUUUAAUGUACCAUGAUAUAAACGAAAAAACAUUGAGUGCAGUUCUCAAUGAAGUGCUCUAUAAUGCUUCCUAUAUGGAAACUGCCAAAGAAGUUUCUCGAAGAUUUCUAGACAGACCUUUAUCUCCUAUGGAUACAGCUAUUUAUUGGCUGGAGUACGUUAUUAGAAAUAAGGGAGCGGAAUAUAUGAAGAAUCCUGCUCAAUUAGCACGGAGAGGUCACAAUGUAACUGUGAUCACCCCUAUCAGGGAUAAUAAUCCACCUGCGAAUUAUCAUCAAGUUUUGGUAGAUGAUAAAAAAAUAUGGGACAUUCUAGGAGUGGAGCGUCCAAAUAUUUUUACUAUGGUCGAUAUGUCUGCAGAGGAGUUCCACGAUAAGAUUUUAUGGCCAGGUGGCGUAGCUUUCACUGAGUUAGCAUUGAAUUCUACUGAAGUAAGGAAGUUCUUGAAAAACGACAAUACUUUUGAUCUAGUUCUUUGUGAGCAAUUUUUCCAGGAGGCUAUGUAUGCUCUCGCAUACAAAUAUAAUGCGCCUUUAGCGUUAGUGACUACUUUUGGUUCUUGUAUGAGGCAUAAUAUUGCAACGGCUCAUCCGAACGUUAAAGUAUUUAUAUCCCAUGGCGGUUUAAUAGGAACACAAGAAGCAAUAUUCAAUGGAGUGCCACUUAUCGGCGUUCCCAUUUACGCUGAUCAAUAUAAUAAUUUAUUAUAUGCAGAAAAAGCUGGUUUCGGUAAAAUUAUGCAAUACCAUGAAAUUAAUGAAAAUUAUUUGUCUCAAACUCUCAGCGAGGUUCUCAGUAAUGAUUCUUAUAUGCAAAAAGCUAAGGAAGUUUCUAGAAGAUUUAAAGAUCGCCCCAUGACGCCUCUAGACACAGCCGUGUUUUGGUUCGAAUAUGUGAUUAGAAACAAUGGCGCCGAGUUCAUGAAAAAUCCUACACGUAAUUUGAAUUGGUUCUCAUUUUAUAUGUUAGAUGUUUAUGCAUCAUUCCUUUUAGUUGUCUUUCUGUUUACUAUGAUUUUGUAUAAAAUUAUAAUGUUUAUAGCUCAGAUGUACGUUGAUUAUAAAGUUAAAGUCACUAUUGUAAAAAAGGAACAGUGA
Molecule: messenger RNA, 5109 nt
Organism: Danaus chrysippus (African queen)
Lineage: Eukaryota; Metazoa; Arthropoda; Insecta; Lepidoptera; Nymphalidae
Source: the annotation of a GenBank genome assembly